GUCACAAUUUUACAAUACACAUGAUAACCUCACACAAACUUCGUUCCGCGUGUACAAAAAAAUAACAAAGAUAUUUGAAAUUCGUUUCAAACGAAGAAAAAGAGAACCCGCAGAAUGGUUGGCUACGAAAUCAGAAAACUAGAAGAUAAGGGAAGAGCAUUGUUUGCAACUGUCGAUUUUAAGGAAGGUGACACGAUAUUGGAUGAAGUACCUUUGGUUUCGAGUCAAUUUUCAUGGAAUGCUGCUUGCAAAUAUUUGGCAUGUGAAUAUUGUCUAAAACCUCUGGAGACUGCUGAAGAAAAUUUUAAUCGCUUGAGUGGACACAAAGGCUCCGAAACUAUUACUUUGCCAUAUGCUGAUUAUGGCUGCCGCCUCGACAAACAAAACCAAACAAAAUGUCAGGACUGUUCAACCCGUUAUUGUUCGCAAGAAUGUUUGAAUAUUGCGAACGAAAGAUACCAUCGUUUCUUGUGUUUGGCGUCAGAUUACGAUAAUCCAACUCAUCCACUGAAUGUUCUUAAUGAAGUUUGGAAGAAAAUUCACUAUCCUCCUGAGACAACCACCAUACUAUUGAUUGUCAAAUUGAUUGCAAUGUACAAACAAAGCGAAGAUAAAGAAGCACUUUUCAACGCAAUUCAAGAAUUUCAACACGAAUUCAUCAAUGAAAAUCUGAUGAUAACACACAAAAUGUUGGGCGAAAAGCAUCAACACAAUCUUGAUGAACUAUUUGCUGUAUUCGAAGAUUCAAUUGAUUUUACUGGAAUUGAAAUGUUUCGGAAUCUAGACUGUUUCAAGCGACUUUUUGCAUUGAUUGGUAUUAAUGGACAAGGAAUCGGAACUUCUUCAUUUGCGGAUUGGGCACAGUGCGUAUCAGGGCUAUCUCUUGAAGAAGAUGAACGAAUGGCCAUCACAGACUUGAUUGAUAGCUGUUAUGCACAACUAGAAGAAGGUACUGGUCUGGAAUGGUUGAACAUUGAAGGAUCGGCACUCUAUUCGAUUGGAAGCAAAGCAAAUCACAGCUGCGUUCCAAAUGCUCAAACAUCAUUCCCGCAUUCAAAUCACAAUCUUCAUUUAAAAGCGAUCCGUGACAUUCAGUGUGGUGAAGAGAUUUGCAUCUCAUAUUUGGAUGAUUGUUUUCUUUCACGAUCACGACAUUCACGGCGGAAAGAACUGCGCGAGAACUAUCUAUUUAUGUGUACGUGCCAAAAAUGUGAAGCGCAAAAGGAUGACGAGGAUGUUACAUCAGAUGAAGAAAUGGAUGAUGAUGAUGAAGAAAUGGAUUAAAAAAUGCAUUAAAUUAUAAUGUGGAAAGAAAAAUUUAUUCGUUCAAUUCAAUACCACUGUAAAAGAGAAAAAAAUCAUAAAUAAAUCAGUGCUUAUGCAACAGUUGCUGCAUCA
Sitodiplosis mosellana (orange wheat blossom midge) is the source of this 1398-nucleotide messenger RNA. It is a transcript of the gene Smyd5, whose product is annotated as histone-lysine N-trimethyltransferase SMYD5. Lineage: Eukaryota; Metazoa; Arthropoda; Insecta; Diptera; Cecidomyiidae. The coding region runs from base 115 to 1284 and encodes 389 amino acids. The record is from RefSeq and is a predicted model, not a curated record. Gene Ontology annotation, molecular function: protein binding. The transcript is spliced from 8 exons.